AUGAGGGCGGAGCCGGGGAAGCACGGCAGUGAUUUCCGCCGGCGCCGUAAGCUCACCGACAUCCAGAAAGCACUGAGCAAGGACCCUCCCGAUGUCUCCACCCUGCGGAGGAUGGCAAUCAGCGAAGGAGGGCUGCUAUCUGACGAAAUCCGUUGUCAAGUCUGGCCCAGACUCCUCAACGUCAAUACCGACGAGCUGCCCCCUCCCCCAGGGCCUGAGCUGCGGGUCAACAAUAAAGAUUACGAACAAGUCUUGCUGGAUGUUAGGCGCUCACUGCGAAGAUUCCCUCCAGGAAUGCCUUUAAAGGAACGGGAAGAUUUGCAGGAGCAACUGAUUGACAUCAUCCUACAGGUUUUGGCUCGAAAUUCCCAGCUGCACUAUUACCAGGGAUAUCACGACAUUGUUGUCACUUUCCUGCUGGUGGUGGGUGGGCCGCUGGCCACUCUGCUGGUGGAUAAACUGUCCACACAUCACCUAAGGGACUUCAUGGAUCCCAGUAUGGAUAACACCAAACACAUUCUCAAUUACCUGAUGCCUAUUAUAGAACUGGUGAACCCAGUGCUGCACGACUUCAUGCAAAGGGCGGAGGUGGGCACCAUAUUUGCCUUGAGCUGGCUCAUCACCUGGUUUGGGCACGUCCUAUCAGAUUUCAGGCAUGUGGUGAGGUUGUAUGACUUCUUCCUGGCCUGUCACCCGCUCAUGCCCAUCUACUUUGCUGCUGUGAUUGUGCUGCACAGAGAGGAAGAGGUACUAGAGUGUGACUGUGACAUGGCCUCCGUACACCAUCUGUUGUCACAAAUCCCACAAGAUCUGCCCUAUGAGACUCUCAUCAGCAGAGCGGGCGACCUCUUUGUUCAGUUUCCACCUUCUGAGCUGUCUAGGGAAGCUGCCCAGCAGCACCAGGCUGAAAGGACGGCAGUCUCCACCUUUAAAGACUUUGAGCUGGCAUCCACACAACAGCGGCCAGAUAUGGUCCUUCGGCGCCGUUUCAGAGACUCUGUCCGUCCAGAGCACGCAGCCAAGUCCAUCCUUACCAAACCCCGCACUAACAGACUGGUGAAGCUGGCGGUCAUGGGACUGACGGUGGCUCUGGGGGCCGCUGCUUUAGCGGUAGUGAAGAGCGCGUUGGAGUGGGCACCCAAAUUUGAACUGCAGAUUUUCCCAUGA
Staurois parvus is the source of this 1167-nucleotide messenger RNA. NCBI's taxonomy places the organism in Eukaryota, Metazoa, Chordata, Amphibia, Anura, Ranidae. The record is from the annotation of a GenBank genome assembly.